Molecule: messenger RNA, 2169 nt
Organism: Musa acuminata subsp. malaccensis (wild Malaysian banana)
Lineage: Eukaryota; Viridiplantae; Streptophyta; Magnoliopsida; Zingiberales; Musaceae
Product: C-terminal binding protein AN-like
Biological process (GO): microtubule cytoskeleton organization
Molecular function (GO): NAD binding
Source: RefSeq, a predicted model, not a curated record
GGGGACAUUGGGGAAAGAUCUGACGGAGCGGUAUUAAGAAGCGGAGCCGAGAUAGGGGCAGCGAAAAGGACGCAGAGAGAGAGAGAGAGAGAGAUGCAUCACGGAAGCGCAGGGCGAUCGCCGUCGGAACGGAAUCGGAUGGCGGCGGAGCUUCCCUUAGUGGUGGGCCUCAACUGCCUCGAGGACCCGUCGUUCGAGGAGGAGGCCCUCGCCGGCACAGCAAGGGUGGAGCACGUCGGCCUCUCCGCCCUCGCCGAUGGCCGGAUCGAGUCCGCUGCCGCCGUCGUCCUCCACUCCCUUUCGCUCGUCCCCGGGCCCGCCCAGCGCCGCCUCCGUCCGUGGCAGCUCGUCCUCUGCCUUGGCUCCGCCGACCGCGCCGUCGACUCCGCCCUCGCCGCCGACCUUGGCCUCCGCCUCGUCCACGUUGACGCCAGCCGGGCCGAAGAGGUCGCUGACACCGUCAUGGCCCUCUUCCUCAGCCUCCUCCGCCGGACCCACCUCCUGUCCCGCGAUUCCUCCUCUUCGGCUUCCGCCGGGUGGUUCGGAUCGAUCCAGCCGCUGUGCCGGGGCAUGCGAAGGUGCCGUGGCCUCGUUCUCGGGAUCAUCGGAAGGUCGGCCUCGGCCCGUUGCCUGGCAACCAGGAGCCUCGCCUUCAAGAUGAGCGUGCUCUACUUCGAUCUCCAUCACGAGGGGAAAGAAAAAUCAGGACGACCUGUUAUUGCAUUUCCUCCUGCUGCUCGACGAAUGGACACCCUCAAUGAUUUACUGGCAUUAAGCGAUCUAGUUUCGCUUCACUGUUCACUGUCAGAUGCUACCUUGCAUAUUCUUAAUUCAGAACGGUUGCAACAUAUAAAGCCAGGAGCAUUUAUAGUGAAUUCAGGUAGCACUCAAUUAAUCGAUGAUUGUGCACUGAAGCAGCUCUUGAUCGAUGGUACUAUAGCUGGUUGUGCAUUGGAUGGUGCUGAGGGGCCCCAAUGGAUGGAAGCAUGGGUUAGGGAGAUGCCAAAUGUGUUAAUUCUUCCUCGCAGUGCAGAUUAUAGUGAAGAAGUGUGGAUGGAAAUAAGAGAAAAAGCAAUAACAAUACUACAGUCUUUUUUCCUUGAUGGAAUUGUACCAGAUUAUGCUGUUUCUGAUGAGGAUGAAACAAUAAAUGAAAGUGCAUAUGAAGAUGAGCAGGCAAAAAAGCAAGUAAAGGAACCUCAGCAGGUUCAGGAUGUCGACCAGCUGACAGGUGAAAGCCACUUAACUUCGGGAUACAUGAAUCAAAAGGUUAGCCAUCACUUGAAAGAAUCUCAAGUUUCAGGUGAAUCCAAAAAUACUGGCUCUAGAACUGAAGGAAGGCACAGUGGAUCAGGCAAAAAGGGUAAGAAGAGACCUGCUCGCCGUAGAUCUCAGCAGAAUUCAGAUGAUUCUUCAGCUGCAGAUAGUGCUAGUGGUUAUACCUCAGGUCAAGAUGAUGAUACUGCAAUAAGUGGUAGAGAUAAAAUAUUAAGUUCCAAUUCUAGGUUUGCUUCUUCUGAGGAUCCUAGAAACAAACAAAUGUGCAUCUUCGAACAAAUAUCGGACUUGUCGUCAGGGAAGCAGGUGGCAGUAAGCACAGAUGAUGGUGAACUGCUGAAAAAUGGUUUCGUUGUAGCCCUGCGGGCAAUAGAUCGUCCAGGAUAUCAUGUGUCCAGGCAAAGAAUUCCUGGAGGUGGUUGGUUCCUUGAUACUGUGUCAAACGUAUCAAAAAGGGAUCCUGCUGCACAAUUCCUUGUUUCUUUUAAAAGCAAGGACACACUUGGACUGCAGUCUUUUGCUGCUGGUGGAAAACUCUUACAGAUCAACAGAAAAAUGGAGUUUGUGUUUGCAAAUCAUAGUUUUGAUGUGUGUGGCAGUUGGACACUGCAAGGAUCUGUCUUGGAACAAUGUAAAUUAGUUAACUGCAAAAAUCCAUUGGCUGUCUUGGAGGUAAGCAUAGAAAUCCUUGCAGCUGUGGCUGAAGAUGGCAUUAGUCGAUGGCUCGAUUAAAGUUGUUUGUGGGAAAGAUGAUUGUAAUGAAGCACGUCAACCUCAUCUUUGGUUUGUUUUUCUUUUACCGACCUUGUAAUGCAUCCAAUUUUGAUUACUGUUGUGCAAUGUACUUGACAUGCACCAGUUUUUACUGAAUGAAGUUGUUCUUGUUGAAUC